Molecule: messenger RNA, 3561 nt
Organism: Paramecium octaurelia
Lineage: Eukaryota; Ciliophora; Oligohymenophorea; Peniculida; Parameciidae
Source: the annotation of a GenBank genome assembly
AUGGGGAAUAGAAAAUCAUAACCAAUUGAAUAAUAAGAAGCUUAUCAAAAAUACUGGAGUAAAAUUUAGCAAGUUGGUCUAAAAAACUUGUAAUAAUAGGAACAAAUCAAGAAGGAACAACUUGAUAUGAUGAAAGUAGAAACAAAGGAAAAGCUAAUCUAAAUUACAUAAUAAGAUUAAUAAAUCCAAACAUUUGAUAAAGGAUAACAUACAAAAUAAUAAUUAAGUUUUUCACACUAACAAGUCAAUUUAAAGAUUCAAGUAUCAUUAAAAAAGCCAAAAUUAAUUGAUGUAACAACUUAAGUAGAUCUCAGUUAAAAGGAGGAGAUAAAUUAAGAAUGUAAAGCUGUAUUAAUGUCAAAUGUAUCUUCGAUUAAUAAUAAAUGUUUAAUAUAAAAUAAUUAAUAAAAAAUUUAAUUAUAAUAAGUUUAGCAAGACUCUUAAUAAAAAGAUUAGCAUAUUGGAUUAUAAUAGGGUUAAAACAUUAUUGAAUUUGAUAUCGAUUAAUAGGUUUAAUAAAAUACAUAAUUGUCGGAUGAAUAGCAAAUAUUGUAAGAAGUUUAAUAAUAAAGUUCAUAAAAUAUGUAAUAAGAAAUAGAGUAAUAAAUAACAUAAAAUAAUAGUAAUGAAUUCGACACAAAUGUUAAUGAAGAAGCUAUUUUGAAAAGGUGUUUUAUGAUCAACACGAAAGAGUUGAAAAUUAACAACCUCUAUGCAAAAUUUUUAGAAUAAUUUUAAACUGUUACUAGUGAUAUCAUUUUAUCUGAGAUAAUAUACGGUGUCAUAUCUUCAGAAUAAUACAUUUAAUCUUAGAAAGUGACUUGGCUUGUCAAAAUUGUAAUAAAUUUAUCAGAAUGUCAAGUUUUUGAGGAUAAUGUUAUCUUUAAUGAAGGUUCAAUAUCGAAACUCGUUUGGACAAAAUUAAUAAAUGCUGUUCUUGAGAAACUUGUAUGCGCUGUAGCGAAACCGGAAAAAUUAGAAUGGCUUGGAAGUAGAGAGGAUGUAAACAAUUAUACAAAUUUAGAAAAUACAAAUGCAUCUUAAGUUUAUGAUAUGUUGUUUGGAUAAUAGAUAUCCAAAAAUUUUGAAUCAUCAUUUGAAAACUUAGAUCAUCCAGCUAUUAAUUAAUUGCUAACUUACCUUGAUACCAAAUCUCAACAGAAAGAUGCUUAAAGAUUUUUGGAUUUAAUUACUAAAAGAGAACUCAGCAAAUGUUAAUAAGUAAAUUUAUCUGAUUGUGUAAAUCAAUAGAGAGCUUUGCGAUUAUUAGAUAAAUUAUCAUUUUAUCCAAGAAUUACAGAACUUUUAUUAGAAGAUAGUUGGGCUUAUGGAAAAUUCCAAUAAUACAAAAAUGGCAGGGAUCUACAGAAAUACUCAAUGUUUGGUUCAAUUUUAUGUUUGAGCACAUUUCCAAGAGAUUUUCCAGAAGUCAAUCAAAUUUUCUGUUCAGAUUAAGGCUUACCAAUUCUUAUAGAAUGCUAUAGAAGACCCAUUUAUGAAAUAAUCAAUUAAAUGGCUGAUAUCUUCCUAAGAAUUAUCAGAAGAGGAAAAAAAUAAUAACUAGAAUUAUUUACUUACUUGGUUAAAUUAAUUGAAAUCAAUUUAGACAUUGAAAAAGUGACUGAAAAAGAAAAAUUUGAUAGUUGUUGUUAUUAGGGCAUGAUGUUUAAUUUAUAACAAGUAUUAUUGGAGAUCUUUAAUCCUUUUAUUUAUAAUACUAAUUAAGCAAAUGCUAAAAUAUCUAAAAUUAACAAAGAUCUUCUAGCUUAAAUUAAGAAUUAGCCACUCUUAGCUAAAAUUUAUUCAAAUGUCAAAUAAAUGGCCCCAUUAAAAACUGAACUGAUUCAAUUAGAUAAAACUCCUGAAAUUGAUCCUAUGACAUUUCUAUACUUGCUAAUUUAAAAAAUUAAUUCUCUCCAACAGCAUAUGAUAAUUGAUUAUGUCAUAUCAUAUGUAAUCUUGUAGUAUGAUAAAAGAUAUUUUGGAUCAUCUUCAAAAUUAACUUAAUAAAGCGAAAUAGACAAAGCUAAAUAUGAUGUAUUAUUGCUAAAUCCUAGAAGCGUGUAGAAUACAAUUCAGUUUUUAUCCUUUCAAAGCAAGGUGGCUUCGAGUUUACUUGAUGAAAAUUAUAAACCAAAAUAUCCUUAUGGAUUAUUAUCUAAUUAAUUCAUGAAUGAUAUUUUCCAUUACUGUUUCAUUUACAAUUCUAAUAACAUGGCUUUAGAUUACUUAGAUGAAAUAAUUUCGAUAUGUGAAUUCACAAUUAUUACAAUGAAGUAUCAAGAAUUAAUAGAAGACACCCACUUGAGAGUUUUGGGAAUGGACUUAUUUUAUAUUUUCAAUGAUUAUGUUAUUUAGCAGUAGCACGGUAAAACAUCAGAUAAGGCAUUUAAGAUAUUUUCAGAAAAUAAAGUCAUUAAAGAAUUUCUUAUUGAGGGUCUUAUUAAAGCAUACGUCGAUCAAGAUAGAGUUAAAGUCACUAAUAUCAUUCCAGCUUUUAGAUUUAAAUAAGCAGUUUCUCAAUUAUUUUCUUAUAUAUUGACAACCCACAGCAAUAUAUAUAACAAGAAAUUUGUAGACUAUGUCUAAUCUAAUUCUGAUACCUAUUCAAAUUUUGCUUUAGUUUAUAUUAAUGAUAUAAAGGAAUUGCUUGACUAAUGUCUCACUACAACCUAAAAACUAAAGUAAGAGGAAGAUAGCGCAUAAACUGUCCACAUUCGUAACCUGACUCUGUAGGAACGUAAGGAAAAAUUUCUGAAAUAACUACUUCUAGAAAUUGCAGAAAAGAAAUGUCUUGGAGGUUGGAAGGGUUUUGAAGAAUUAUUUAAAAACAUCGUUCUGUUUACUAAGAUUGAGCCAAAAGCAUUCCUUAUAGAAGUAUCGCGAUAAACCUUUACAGAAAACCUAAAUUAUGUUGUAGUAAAGCUUAACGGUCCAGAAAACAAUAACUGUUUAACCUCGAAAUUUUUUACUAAAUAUGAUGUAAAGAUUGAGCCGAGACAUUUAUCAAGCUACAUAGUUGAUAUAUUUAUAAAUAUCAAAAAUCAAUAAGAGUUUUUGGAUGAACUAGCUAUGAAUAAUUCGUAAGAUAAUUUAUUGAUUAUUUUAGUACUUUUUAACUUGAGAUUUUACAUCAGUUGGUGAAUUAAAUGGGCUAUUUAAAAUUGAAAACUCAAUAUUAACUCUAAGAAUUCUUAUAAAUUAUAAAUAGUCUAUAGUAAUUGAAGAUCGAUUAUGAUCAACUUUUCAGAGAACUUUAAUAGGAUCCCAAUAGAUAAAGAAGAUAUAUUGACAGUCUGACUCAAAAUUUAAUGACUGAUCCAGUAAUGUUACCAAAUUCUAAAGUAUCAUUAUUAUAGAUAAAUUUAGUAAAUAGUAGAUAGAGUGACAAUUAAACGACUCCUAUUGUAAAAAAAAGAAGAUCCUUUUGAUAGAUCCUUUCUUAGCGUAGAGAUGCUUAUAGAGCAGAAAGAAUUAAAAUAAGAAAUCAAAUCUUUUAUAACUGUUAAAAUAUAAGAAUUAAGAUCAAUUAGACCAGGUUCUAAAUAGUAUCUCAAAUGA